This is a messenger RNA of Octopus bimaculoides (California two-spot octopus), 1118 nucleotides long. RefSeq lists its product as uncharacterized. Gene Ontology annotation, molecular function: protein binding. Lineage: Eukaryota; Metazoa; Mollusca; Cephalopoda; Octopoda; Octopodidae. The record is from RefSeq and is a predicted model, not a curated record.
AGACUUCAAGUAAAUAUAUGAAUUUUGAUGAAACUUGUUUAGAGGAGAAGGAUUCUUCAUUAAAGAAAAGAUCUGCUAGUGAAAAGAGACGUUCUAAUUCCUCUUUGAAGAAACAUCAAAGCAAAACUGGAUGCAUUGUCAUCAAGACUGAAGAUUCAAGGGAAAACAGUUCAUGCAGUGAAUUUUGCAGCUAUUCAGAAUAUAUGAACAAAAAUGUUAAAAUAGAGCCUAAAUCGCCAAAAUAUUCGAGUGGAAAGGAUAAUCUGAUGAAACCAAAAGUAAGUCGAUGGGAAUCUAAAGAAACUGCAAUAUCCAUUAAAAAAGAACCGAGACCAAAAAGUCAUAAUCAAAGUAAAUCACCAAAUAUGCAUCAUCAUCAUCAUCAUCAUCAUAAAUCAAACAGAAAUACUCAUGAACAAUUAAAUUACAAUAGAAUGUAUGAAGAUAGAAAAAGGGAAAAAGACUACAAAAGAAAAAAUGCAAAGGAUGCUUUAAAAAGUAAUACAAACAAUCCCAAAUCUACUGCUACAGCAGAAGUAUCGAAAGCUGACGCUAGCAUGGAGUUGUCUGGUAAGCUAACUGAACAUAGUAAUACGUACAAUGGUAUAGUCAUCAAGUACAAUGAACCUGCAGAAGCCCGCAAACCUAAAAGACGUUGGCGUCUCUACCCUUUUAAAGGCUCAGAAGAACUGCCUAUGUUACCAAUUCAUAGACAAAGUGCGUAUUUAAUUGGUCGGGAACGUUUGGUUGCUGACAUCCCAGUUGGACAUCCUUCAUGUUCUAAACAACAUGCAAUAUUACAAUUUCGGAAGGUACAGUUUAAACGUAUUAAUGGAACAAUUGGAUUUAGAGUGAGACCAUAUUUGAUGGAUUUAAAUUCUUCAAAUGGGACUUAUAUAAACUGUAAAAAGAUUAAGCCACAAUGUUAUGUGGAACUUUUUGAAAAAGAUCUUAUAAAAUUUGGAUACAGUUCUCGAGAAUAUAUUUUGUUACAUGAAGAAUCAAAUACUUUAGAAGUUGAAUCUAUGGACAGAGAUGAGGUUAGUGAUUAAAUAAAUAUCUGUAUACCAUUUGACCGCUGUAAACUGAUAGAAAUAAAAUCUUAACAAACUCUUUAA